GCUGGAUGGGAAGAAGAGCAGCCAGGACUCGAACCGGCGCCCAUAUGGGAUGCCGGCACUGUAGGCGGCGGUUUUACCCGCUAAGCCACAGCGCCGACCCCCAAACAGUAUUUAAAAUUCAUGUGACCGGCUUUUACAACUCUAGCUUCAGGUGCUUUGUUCCUCUCCCCCAGACCCUUCCACUGAAUUUUGUAGGGUACUGAUCUCGUUAGUCGCGCUGGCAGGACAGGAACUACAUUACCCAGAAUGCCGUGCGUCCAAUCUACGAACGUUUUGGCCAAUGAAGGCCUAAAAGACACUUCCCGCCAGUGCGCACUGCUUUGGGGCGGGACUUCCGGCGCGCUAGGCUGGGCGAUCGUUCUGCUGGUUUCUGAUUUGAUUACCCCGGCGCUGGUCCCAGUCUGGUGCAGAUCCUAGUAGCUGGGGCGCCAAGGGGCUUAGGGCAGGCGUUUCUCCCCGCUGCAGACGGAACAGACGUGAGGCUCAGUGUGAGCGGCGCCCGAGAUUCGCUCCCGGACUCUCCGGCCGUGGCGCUUCCCGAGGUCCCAGUCUGCCCGCAGCCUCUGUGGCAGCGGCCAAGAUGGUGAAAUCGCCCCGGCUCCCCAUGGCGGCUGAGGGCUUUGUGGAACCGUCACAGGGCCAGGUGACCUUUGAGGAUGUCGCUGUGCACUUCUCCCAGGAGGAGAGGGGGCUCCUUGAUGAAGCCCAGAGAUGCCUGUAUCACUGUGUGAUGCUGGACAACUUUGCACUUACAGCCUCGCUGGGUACUUGUGGCAAGCUGUCCUCACCGAAGUCUUCACACACUUCACCUGUGCUUUCUGUGCUGUCAGGGUGCUGCCAUGGAGUAGAGGCUGAAGCAGCCCAUCCUCGGCACACUGCUUCCCUAGAAGUAGUGCCCCAGGCCAGGGCUCCAAAGCCUGGUCCAGCCAUCCCCAAACCUCAUCCCUGUGAGAUGUGCAUCCUAGUCACGACAGACAGCUUGUUCCUGGCUGCACACUAGGGAGCGCUUCCUGGGCAGAAACCAUACACCUGUGUGGCAAACAUGAUCUUGCCUGUGAGUAACUGCGAAGUCCCUAUCUCAGAAAACCCUUUCACAUGCAAAGACAUUGAGAAGAAUUUGCUGGGCAGCGUGGGCCUUCAGCACCCGACUGACCGCAGUAGCGGGUAUCCACCUGUAAGCAGGGAGACCUUUCAGAAGGAGCAAAGGCACUGCAAAUGAAGCAGCCAUGAGAGCGCUCACAGUGCAGAAAGAGCUUAGGAAUGCAGUGAAUGCGACAAGUCUUUGAACUCCAAUGACUCAGAGGUGAGGCACCACAGAACUCACAAUGGAGAAAAGCCUUAUGUGUGCAGUAUAUGUGGGAAGUCCUUCCACCACAAACAAACAUUUGUUGGGCAUCAGCAGAGAAUCGACACUGGAGAAAGGCCUUAUGUGUGUGCUGAAUGUGGGAAAUCUUUUAUUCAGUCCUCCGACACCAGAGAAUUCACCAUGGAGAAAGGGCCUAUGAGUGCAGUGACUGUGGGAAAGCCUUCAUCUACAGUCACUUCUUGACCACCAGCGAAUCCAUACUGGAGAGCGACCUUGUGAGUGCAAGGAAUGCGGCAAAGCCUUUAUCCACUAGAAGAGACUCCUGGAGCACCAGCGAAUUCACACUGGAGAGGAACCGUACGUGUAUCCCAAGUGUGGCAAGGCCUUUAUUCACUCAUCUGACUAUAUUCGACACUAGAGGACACACAGUGCAGUGACUGUGGGAAGUGCUUCAUCUGCAAACAAUCGCUUCUUAAGCACCACAAGACUCACACUAGGGAAAGACCUUACGAGUGCAAGGACUGUAGGAAACGCUUCCAUCUUAAGGCUAAACUUCUUCAGCACCAGAGAAUCCACGCAAGACGACAAAAUUAUGAGUGUUAUGAAUGUGGGAAGGCUUUCAGCCCCCAAAACAAGCUUCUUGAGCACCAGAGAAUCCACAGUGGAGAAAAGCCUUGUGAGUGUAGUGAAUGUGGGAAGUGCUCAGGCACCACAUCGGCCUCAUUCAACACCAGAGAGUUCACAGUGGAGAGAGGCCCUACAGAUGCACUGCCUGUGGCAAGUCCUUCAUCUACAAGAACAAACAUCGAGCAGCAGAGAAUCCACCCUGGAGAAAAGCCCUAUGAAUGCAGUCAGUGUGGGAAGACCUUCAACAAACGGUAUUCCCUUGCCAGGCACCAGAAAAUUCAUACAAGAGAAAGGCCUCAGUCAUUCAUGGGAAGCACUGUCACCAUGGUCACAACUCAAAGACAGAUAUUUCAAGGGCUGCAGACAGGAGCUGAACCUUGUAUCUCAAAGCCAGGGGCUCACCAUGAGAGCUAAGCACUUGAGAAACUUUCUGCAGCUAACUUGCACUCUACAGUCUGCUUAGCAUCAAGCACAUGCUGCCCUAUGUUAUAUCCCCAAUAUCCCCAGCCCUUAAGGGAAUCCUGAAUAAUAGGAACCUUUGGGGGUCAUCUUCCAUCCUGCUGAACUGUUUCAGACAGACAAGAACCUGCACUGGCCAGAAGAACCAUCUGAGUUCUGCUGGCUUGGAGGUUUUUGCUGUCUUCAUAGAUGCCAUUUGUGUGAUUAAUGUUCCCUAUUUCAAAUCACCUGAGGGAAAACCGUCUGUCUCAGUACGUACUGAUAAAUACCUGACUGUUCAGGCCAUUUUUAGCCUUGGUGGGGGCACAUGUACCAUGCAGGAUCAGUUUGGAACUGAAUUGUGCUCUGCCGCUGUGAAGGGGGAACAGCUUUGGUGGGCUAGUCUUCAUGUGGCUCAAUGGUACCCUAUGCAUCAGAAAAUAAUUCUUAGUCUUGUUAUAAUUUUCCUUGCUCACUUGGGCCUCCUAGGCAAGACUGCAGGGCCGGGUGAUCCUGACUGUAUGGUGUGCAUGACAUGUAUUUCUAAGGGGCUCUGUGUGAGUUUUGUUCCCAGUGAUACUCUAUGUAUCCUGGCACAGUUCAUGGGAAGCUAUUUCCCAAGUCCUUUCCAAGUACAGGAUUUGGUAGGCAGUUUGUGAGACUGACGGGGGGCCAGGUACAACAUGACUUGUUGGCCCAGAAGUCCCUGUAGUAAAUGGGGAGUGGAGAAGAUUGCAGCUAAGCACAUCCAGAAGAGCCAUCUUACUCUGGCUUUACACUUUGGAGGUACAGACAGAUCUCACCAGGCUUAGAUGUUUCUUCUGUGGUCAGUUACUGUCAGCAUAAACAUCUUUGGGACUCAGAACUUUUGCAGACUGUUUUGAGUGCUGCACAGCAGUAAAGCAGUUUGAAGGCAGACAGGUCUAUCAUCAAAGUAUGAUGACACUUCAAAAAGUUUACGGAAAAUGCAUAGUAUAAAAACUAUGGGUUUCAAAAUAUUUUUGCUCCAAAAUCAACAUCUUUUAAUUGUACCCAUGAACUUCUAUCAAAGUAUGAUGACACUUCAAAAAGUUUACGGAAAAUGCAUAGUAUAAAAACUAUGGGUUUCAAAAUAUUUUUGCUCCAAAAUCAACAUCUUUUAAUUGUAUCCAUGAACUUCUUGUGAAGUGCCCUUGUGUGUGGUUUUAAGACUAAAAUUUUUAAGUGUCUCAAAUGGGGAUUAUUUUCACUGCUUGCCACUAUUGCUGCCAUGGGAAAGGCUGUCCCUCAUAACUUAAGAAUUUUUUUUUUUCCCACAGUGCACCUGCUCCAACUCUGACAAGUGCAUUCUUUUUAUUGUAAAAGACAAAGGCAGGGAAUGGCGCUGCCAGGGUUGGGGUAGCCAGACGUCUAGAGCCACGAUGACACAGCGGCGCGCCCGGGGAGGCCAAAGAGGAGCCGAGACCACACCACCGCCCAGGAUGCUCAGCGGAUUGUGUACUUGUCCCACUUCUUCUCAGGGUCGUAGGGUUCCCAGUGGCUGGUGGGGAAGAUAUGCUUGUUUUUCAUACCAGCUCCUCAGCACCACCUUGCCAGCAUGGGACUCAUCCUUCUCCACGGUGGCGUCACUGAGCAGCCGCACAUCAUCAUGAAAGUCAAAGUUGAAGAGUGGCCCACUCUUUCCCCGGGCCUUGGUGACGAUGAAGUCGUAGAAGCUGUGAUGGUGGGGGAUGAUCAAGUCCUCCUUGAUGUACAUGAGCUGCUCCACGCCUGCCGACCUGAGCUCACUGAAGUCUUUACGAAGGAUCUCGAGCGCCUUCUGUAGGAACUGCUGCAUUGUGUUGCCCUUUUUCAUCUUGACUGUCCGCCGGUGCCCGGAGCCAUCCCAGUAACUGAAGAUGAUCUCCAUCUCCUCGCUUUUGAUCUCUUGCUUGGCUUCCCACUCCUGCCGCAACUCCUCCCGAAGCCGGUUCUCUUCCUCCUCAUGGUCUCGGUCAGGCAAGAAGUUUGUGUCGACAUCUGGAUUCUUCCCUAACUUCCUCUUCUUCGUGGUGACCUCUUCCCUUUCCAGCUCCUCCUUGUACAUGGCUGCCUCCUCUUCUUCAGGGUGAAAGACAGGCUAGAGAUCUUCCGCUUGGCCUCCUUCUUGCGCUCCUUCUCUCGCAGUUUCUCCAGCUUCAGCUGAAGCUCCUUUGACUGCUCCUUCUUGGCCAGCUGCUUCUCCCGCUCCUUCACUAGGGCCUCCUGCUUGGCCUUCAUGUCAUUUAGGGUCACCAGACCCACGGUGCUGGGCUUGAGCUCUGCCUCCACCGCAUCGUAGUGAGCAGAGAACUUCUUGUCGAUAUCGGAUUUCAUUAUGUUCUCUGCAAUCCACUGCUUCAUCUGCUCCAUCUGCUCGCGCUGCUUCUCUCGUUUCUUCAUAAGGUGCAUGGCGUGGCCCGCCUCGCUUGCAGCGCCCUUGUAUUGAGCCAUGGCGGCAGCAGCACUGACAGCAGCCUGGCUGGGUGGCAGCAGCGGCCAAGAAUUUUUAAUUAUAACUAAAUCUUGCAACAAAAAAAGGGUGGGGCAUAGAUUUAAAAAACUUUUAAAAUGGUUCUACACAAAAAUAUAAAACUUAAGUAAUCUUGAUAAGUCUUAUAUUCAAAA
This is a messenger RNA of Oryctolagus cuniculus (rabbit), 4996 nucleotides long. NCBI's taxonomy places the organism in Eukaryota, Metazoa, Chordata, Mammalia, Lagomorpha, Leporidae. The record is from RefSeq and is a predicted model, not a curated record.